This is a messenger RNA of Myotis brandtii (Brandt's bat), 1890 nucleotides long. RefSeq names its product radial spoke 3 homolog (Chlamydomonas) (gene RSPH3). Bases 16 to 564 code for a protein of 182 amino acids. Lineage: Eukaryota; Metazoa; Chordata; Mammalia; Chiroptera; Vespertilionidae. The transcript is spliced from 4 exons. The record is from RefSeq and is a predicted model, not a curated record. Gene Ontology annotation, cellular component: cilium.
ACUGAGUAACCAUGAAUGCUGGGGUCUGUCCUGCAGGAGCGCCGGAAGCAGCAGCAGUGGGAGGUGAUGCACAAGCACAAGGAGACUUCGCAGAAGAUCGCUGCCCGCGCCUUCUCGCAGCGCUACCUGGCCGACCUGCUCCCCUCCGUGUUCGACAGCCUCAAGGAGGGGGGCUACUUUUUUGAUCCGGUUGAGAGAGAUAUUGAGCUCGGAUUCCUUCCAUGGCUAAUGAACGAAGUUGACAAAACCAUGGAGCACAGCAUGGUGGGAAGGACAGUGCUUGACAUGUUGAUUCGUGAAGUGGUUGAGAGGAGGCUGAACACGUAUGAGCAAAAGGAGGACAAGCAUCGGUUUCUGAAGCCCGAGGACGGGCCUGGUGGUCCUGGACCCACGAGAGACCCCACGACGGGUGAUGAAUUCCAGGAGCAGAGGUUGCUCGCAAGCACCGACGCCCCAUAUGAGAAGCUAAUAGAGGAAGAAGAGGAGGAAGAAGAUCCGUUAGGACUGAGGAGAUCCUUGGGGAGGGAAGAACAGUUUCAAGGCAGAGAAUCCUGGGAGGGGUGAAACCAGCCUACAGCCAACCAGCAUUGCAAGCAAUCAGAAGAAGCACUGAAUGCCUUAUCUUGCCCUAAAGCCAUCUGCCAGCUCUGUUAGUAGGGGGUGUGCAGGAGGCAGCCGAUUGAUGAUUCUCUCUCAUCAUUGAUGUUUCUAUCUCUCCCUCUCAUUUAAAAAAAAAAUCAACAUCUUCAGAGCUUUGGAAAUUAACCAAAGAUUUGCAACAAUGAAGAGCACUUAUUCAAGAAAAUGGCUAAAAAUCAGUAAGAACAGUAAGUUCUGUGGCAUUUUAACUUGCCCUCAUUCUUCCCAGCUCUAUGUUAGCUUUGAAAACCAACAGACUCAGAACUAUCGUCACUGAGGAAACCAGCAGCCUGGCUUGGGUUUCCCCAAAAAGCCACAUUCCUAGAAAUUUGUCACUAUUUGACCUGUCUGGCAGCUCCCCGGAAAAGUGCAUUUACAGGGCUUAUCUUUAUUUGACCUGACUCAGCGCUUGCUCAGUGAGGAAAGUUUUAACACUAGAGCAUUUAUAAAAUUAAUAAAAUAAAAAAAAUAAAAAAAACAGCCAGCAGCACUUGUUUAAUAGCACAGCUGCCUGAGGCAGAAAUACCAGUUGGAACAAACAAGAGGCUGGCCACAAACCUUGAAAGAGAGAUCUGGGAAUUAGAUGCUCAUCGGGCGCUUUGAAGAGCUUCACCAGUUCCUGGGGAUCUGUAUGCAGGUUGCUUUGUAGGGCUGUGCGCAUGCCCAGAAAGCCCAGAGAAGACUCACCUCUGGCCUACCUUGAGGUUCUGCGUCAGCAAGAAUUGAAAGCUAAGUCAGAGUUGUAAGCUGCUGAAAUCCUGAAGGCAUGUCCCAGCACAUCUAGAGCCCAUCAGCGAAGGGUGAGAGGCUUACUGGUUCGGGGCGCUUAAGGAAAUCUGGUGACUAAGCUGACUGAGCAGAGACGUAUCUGGCAGCACACAACAAGGAAUACAGAACUUACAGAAUUUGGUCAGGAAAGCCAUUGCACAGAAGAACAGCAACAACCACCCAGACUGGAGGGGUGGAGCAAGAACCUUAUGUCAGAGUUACUACAUUUUAACUCAUUAAAGUAUUAAAAUUUAAACCAAAAAACUGAAACGUGUGAAAAUAAGAAAGAACGGUCCAUGCAAAAGGAAAAAAGCAGCCAAUAGAAACUGUCCCUGAGGAAACCUAGAUUUUGACCUUAUUAGAUAAAGACAUUAAUCAGCUAUUAUAAAUAUGUCCAAAGAACUAAAAAAAAAAAAAUGGCUGAAGAAUUAAAGUAUGAGAAUGAUGUCUCACCAAAUAGUGAAUAUCAAGAGAUAGAAAUCA